GUUCAUUUAAGCAUCUCUUACUUGUUUAGGAAACCACACAUCAUCUUCCAAUGUCAUGCUGAUCAAGAACCUAUUCAUUCCUUCCAUUUCCCACACAUUAAAAACAUUUCUUUUUUUUGAAUUUACUUUGUUCAUUGAUGUCAUCUAGUUUCUCUUAACGGUAUAUAUAAUUAGUAGUCUUCCCAUUCUUUUCAUCAUCUAGUAACUGAACCAUCUUGAGGAAGAAUGUAUGCCAAGAGCAAAGAUGCAGUUCAGCAACCAAAAGAGAGUGAUACCAUUGGUAACAUCAUCAUCUACACCCUUCUAGGGCUUUGCAUUCUGCUCAGCCUCUUUAUCAUCAUUGGUUUCUUUGUCCUAGCCAAGCCACUUGAAGCAAGCUUGACAUCUGUGGCUGUAACAAGCCUCAAGUACAAUGAUACAUCACCUUAUCUCAACGCAACACUGGCUAUGGAGAUCAGAAUUGAGAAUCCAAACUUCGGCUUCUUUGAGUUUCCAACUAGUACAGGAGAUAUAUUGUACAACGGUCGUGUUGUUGGUGAAAUGAAGAUUAAUGGACAACAGGUGGGUUCAUAUAGUGCCAUAAGAACAAAGGUUGGGACACAUGUGAGUUAUAGAGAGGAUCAGACACCAUCUGUUUGGUUCAAGAACGAUAUAAAGAGAAGGUUGAUUAUCCUCAAGGUUGGAGCUAAACUGAGAGGUGAAGUGCACUUGGGGGUUUUGAACAAGAGAAGUGUGAAUUUGAAGUGUUUGAUGCAUCUUAAUCUGGUAGAUGAAGUGAUUCAACGUUUCUGGUGUAAAUGAAAACUCUCUUAGUUUAAUCUUUCCAACUCUUUUACCCUUUUUAAUUAGUUGUAUAAGAUGUUGCUGAAAUAUACUUUUGUUAGUAAAUUGUAAAGUAUACGUUGGUAAGUGUUCUCUUUUGAUUCUCUUCAUCAAAUAAAUAAUGUUGCC
This is a messenger RNA of Eruca vesicaria subsp. sativa (arugula), 951 nucleotides long. The record is from the annotation of a GenBank genome assembly. NCBI's taxonomy places the organism in Eukaryota, Viridiplantae, Streptophyta, Magnoliopsida, Brassicales, Brassicaceae.